CGGAUCCUGCCUACUCCCUUCGGCUCAGGAACCAUAAAACUAACGCGUUAACAAACGUUAAGUUCCUUCAAGUUAAUAAAACUUGGUAUCUCCACCUGGACCAUCUUCAGGUAUACAACACGAAAUCAGUAGCCACAGGGCAGCAACUAAAGUUCAGGUUGUAAGCACUGGACAGGGCUAGGAGUCAGAUCCUCUAGGAGCCGAUGAAAGUGUAGGAAGUAGAAGUCCUAUGUAAACAAAGAAACAGGAAAAUCUGAAGAGGAAAUUCACUGCGUCACAGGACUGAGAGCCUCAGAGCCACUUGUAGCUCCCGUCUCGGCACCAGAGCACUGACCGGCCACCUCAAAUGAAACUUCUCUAUUUCAUAGUGUGUGCAUUUAUAUUGCUGGACAAAGGUCAGCAAUGUCCGUGGAAGUGUCAUGAAAAUGCUGAGUGUAAAGUGGAGAAAGAGCUACUAGGCUGCUACUGCGCCGGCGGAUACACGGGAGACGGACUUAACUUCUGUGAAGAUGACAACGAAUGCCAAAACGCCACCUACAUCUGCGGAGACCAUGCCAACUGCACCAACACAAGGGGCAGCUACUACUGCAUGUGUCUGCCCGGCUUCGUAUCCAGCGGCCUGGAGAGAUUUAUGACCAAUGACGGAACCUACUGCAAGGAUAUAGAUGAAUGUAAAGAGGAGAAGUGCGGAGAGCACGCUCAGUGCGAGAAUACGGCCGGAGGGUACAGCUGCUCGUGCCUGGAAGGUUAUCAGGCGUCCUCAGGAAGCUUGGUCUUUACACCAAACGAUGGGACUUACUGUCAAGAAAACCUAAAGAUUAAAUGUCAUUUGGAUGAUGAGUGCAUUUCCGACAACAUUAGACAAACCAUGGCCAAGGUCAGUACUAUCAAAGAGCCAAUUACCAUUCUGAAAGAGAUUCAGAGAAGUACCACAAGAGAGCUCCUGCCGGUGGAUGUGAUUUCCUACGUUGAAGUGCUCGCUGCUUCUUCCCCUCUGCUAAGCACUUUAAAUAAGACAGCGCUGAACAAAGAGACUCUCGCUAAUACCACGAUUACAACUUUUGUGAACACAGUGAAUAACUUCAUCGAGAAGGAUAAAAUCACCGUUUGGCAAAAGUUGACGGAUAAAAGUAGACGGAAGAGUAUUACGCAGCUCCUGCACACGACGGAACAGCUGGCCCUAAAUAUGUCGCAGAACUUCAAGAAGACAACGCAACUCGAUGUUGAUGCCAGCAACAUGGCUCUCAAACUGUUUACCUUUGACUCAGGCCACAUGAAGCACAUUCACCCGCACGCACUCCUGGAAGGAGAUUACAUAAAGAUUUUUCCCAAGAAAAAGGAAGCGCCGUUGUCUAAUGGCACGGUGAGCAUUGUGUUCCUUUGGUAUGACACCAUUGGCUCACUCCUGGAAUCUCCGAAAAACGAGGCUUCGAUACAAGAUAAUGAUUCUUUGGAGCCCGGCGAGCUGGUAAUUUCGCCCGUGGUUGCAGCGGCAAUCAACUCCAAUCCACCUACGUUCUACCAACUGGAAAAAAUCACAUUUGUUCUGAAGCAUUUUGAGCCAUCUGCAGACGUCGAAACAGCAGAAUGUGCCUUCUGGAAGUAUGCGCCGGAAUCUCUGACAGGAGAGUGGUCUACAGAAGGUUGCGAGGUGACCUAUUCCAACGCUACCCACACAUCCUGCAAAUGUAUCCACCUCACGCAUUUCGCUAUCCUGAUGUCACCGUCAAGUCACAGCAAAGUGUCCACUCAUCACAGCAUCCUAACAAGAAUUACCCAGUUUGGGAUAAUCAUUUCGCUGAUUUGUCUCUCCCUGUGUAUAUUUACAUUCUUCUUCUUCAGCGAGAUCCAGAGCACCAGGACAACAAUUCACAAAAACCUCUGCUGCGCACUGUUCCUGGCAGAAUUGCUCUUUCUCAUUGGGAUAAAUAUGACCAAAAAUAAGCUCGUUUGUGCAACCGUUGCUGGAUUACUGCAUUACUUCUUCCUUGCCGCAUUUGCAUGGAUGUGUAUCGAAGGGAUUCAUUUGUAUCUCAUUGUUGUCGGAGUCAUUUACAACCGAGGCUUUUUGCAUAAGAAUUUUUACAUUUUUGGAUACUGCAGCCCAGCCGUGGUUGUUGGAAUUUCGGCUAUUCUAGGAUACAGAUAUUACGGCACAGAUAAAGUGUGUUGGCUGAGCACAGAGAAUAAUUUUAUAUGGAGUUUCAUUGGCCCGGCUUGUCUCAUCAUUCUUGUUAAUUUAAUGGCAUUCGGGGUGAUAAUAUACAAAGUUUUUCGGCAUACCGCCAUGUUGAAGCCGGAAGUUAGUUGCUAUGAAAACAUAAGGUCCUGCGCACGGGGCGCCCUCGCUCUACUCUUUCUUCUUGGUGCAACCUGGAUGUUUGGGGUCCUUCAUGUUGUAAAUGGGUCGGUGGUCACAGCUUAUCUCUUCACAAUUUCCAAUGCCUUCCAGGGAAUGUUUAUCUUCAUCUUCCUCUGUGUUUUAUCUAAAAAGAACGAGAUGCCUCCACCUUAG
Pseudophryne corroboree (corroboree frog) is the source of this 2515-nucleotide messenger RNA. RefSeq names its product adhesion G protein-coupled receptor L4 (gene ADGRL4). Gene Ontology annotation, biological process: adenylate cyclase-activating G protein-coupled receptor signaling pathway; cell surface receptor signaling pathway. The record is from RefSeq and is a predicted model, not a curated record. The coding region runs from base 347 to 2515 and encodes 722 amino acids. Gene Ontology annotation, cellular component: plasma membrane. Gene Ontology annotation, molecular function: calcium ion binding; G protein-coupled receptor activity. The transcript has 16 exons. Lineage: Eukaryota; Metazoa; Chordata; Amphibia; Anura; Myobatrachidae.